Elephantulus edwardii (Cape elephant shrew) is the source of this 2468-nucleotide messenger RNA. RefSeq names its product suppressor of var1, 3-like 1 (S. cerevisiae) (gene SUPV3L1). The record is from RefSeq and is a predicted model, not a curated record. Gene Ontology annotation, molecular function: ATP binding; RNA helicase activity; hydrolase activity, acting on acid anhydrides. Gene Ontology annotation, biological process: mitochondrial RNA 3'-end processing; RNA catabolic process. Gene Ontology annotation, cellular component: mitochondrial degradosome. NCBI's taxonomy places the organism in Eukaryota, Metazoa, Chordata, Mammalia, Macroscelidea, Macroscelididae. The coding region runs from base 52 to 2412 and encodes 786 amino acids. The transcript has 15 exons.
CAGCGCCGCGUCUCAGGGCUGCUGCGGGCUCCAGGGGAGCUUGUGGCCUCAAUGUCCUUACCCCGGUGUGCCCUGUUGUGGGCUCGGUUGCCGACGGGGCCGCAGGCUGGUUACCGGGCAGCUGUCUGCUCUGCCCUUCGAUCUCAUAUUGGACCCUUUCCUGGGACCCUCGGGCGCAUCCCAGCCGCUGCCGCGUCCUCCUCUGCCUCGGGUGGUUCCAAAGCCCCGAACACAUCCUUGUUCGUACCCCUGCCUGUGAAACCCCAGGGACCCAGCGCGGAUGGCGACGUGGGAGCCGAGCUUACUCGGCCUCUUGACAAAGAUGAAGUUAAAAAGAUCUUAGACAAGUUUUACAAGAGAAAAGAAAUUCACAAGCUGAGUGCUGAUUAUGGACUUGAUGCUCGUCUCUUCCACCAAGCUUUUAUAAGCUUUCGAAAUUACAUUAUGCAGUCUCACUCUCUGGAUGUGGACAUUCACAUUGUUUUGAAUGAUAUCUGUUUCAGUGCAGCUCAUGUGGAUGAUUUAUUUCCAUUUUUCUUGAGACAUGCAAAGCAGAUAUUUCCUGUGUUGGAAUGUAAGGAUGAUCUACGUAAAAUCAGUGACUUACGGAUACCUCCAAACUGGUACUCAGAAGCCAGAGCCAUACGGCGAAAGAUAAUCUUCCAUUCUGGCCCCACCAAUAGUGGGAAGACUUACCAUGCGAUCCAGAAAUACCUGUCAGCAAAAUCUGGAGUGUACUGUGGUCCUUUAAAACUGCUCGCACACGAGAUCUACGAAAAGAGUAAUGCUGCUGGAGUACCAUGUGACUUGGUAACAGGCGAAGAGCGGCUGACUGUGGAUCCAGAUGGGAAGCAGGCUGCCCAUGUUGCUUGUACUGUUGAGAUGUGCAGUGUCAUAACUCCUUAUGAAGUGGCUGUAAUUGACGAAAUUCAAAUGAUUAAAGAUCCAGCUAGAGGAUGGGCCUGGACCAGAGCGCUUCUAGGACUCUGUGCUAAAGAAGUCCAUUUGUGUGGAGAAUCUGCUGCUAUCGACCUGGUGACUGAGCUCAUGUACACGACUGGGGAGGAAGUGGAGGUUCGAAACUAUGACAGGCUCACCCCUAUUUCUGUUCUGGAUCGUGCAUUAGAGUCUUUAGAUAAUCUUCGGCCAGGGGACUGCAUUGUCUGUUUCAGCAAGAAUGAUAUUUAUUCUGUGAGUCGACAGAUUGAAAUUCGGGGGUUGGAAUCAGCUGUUAUAUAUGGCAGUCUCCCACCAGGGACCAAACUUGCCCAAGCGAAAAAGUUUAAUGAUCCUGAUGAUCCCUGUAAAAUCCUAGUAGCCACAGAUGCAAUUGGCAUGGGACUUAAUUUGAGCAUAAGAAGAAUUAUUUUUUACUCCCUUAUAAAGCCCAGUGUCAAUGAAAAAGGAGAGAAAGAAAUGGAACCAAUCACCACCUCGCAGGCCCUGCAGAUUGCCGGCAGAGCUGGUAGAUUCAGCUCAAAAUUUAAAGGAGGAGAGGUUACAACAAUGCAUCGUGAAGACCUUAAUUUAUUAAAGGACAUUUUGAAUAGGCCUGUGGAACCUAUCAGGGCAGCUGGUCUUCAUCCAACUGCUGAACAGAUUGAAAUGUUUGCCUACCAUCUACCUGAUACAACACUGUCUAAUCUCAUUGAUAUUUUUGUUGACUUUUCACAAGUUGAUGGGCAGUAUUUUGUCUGCAAUAUGGAUGAUUUUAAAUUUUCAGCAGAAUUGAUCCAGCAUAUCCCGUUAAGUCUCCGGGUGAGAUAUGUGUUCUGCACAGCGCCUAUUAAUAAGAAGCAGCCUUUUGUUUGCUCUUCAUUGUUACAGUUUGCCAGACAGUAUAGCAGGAAUGAACCCCUGACCUUUGGAUGGCUGCGUCGGUACAUUAAAUGGCCUUUACUGCCACCUAAAAACAUUAAAGAUCUGAUGGAUCUUGAGGCUGUCCAUGACGUCUUGGAUCUCUACCUCUGGCUAAGCUAUCGGUUUAUGGAUAUGUUUCCGGAUGCCAGCUUUAUUAGAAACCUCCAGAAAGAGCUCGAUGGCAUUAUCCAAGAUGGCGUACACAACAUCACCAAACUCAUCAAAAUUUCCGAAACACAUAAGCUGCUGCAGUUGGAGAGUUUGUCAGCAGGGAGCCAGUCCCGUUUGUCAGGAAACUUAAAAGGCCAAAUUAGAAGGACUCACGGCACCAGAACUCAAGGGAGUAAAGCUGCUGAGCUUAAAGACCCAGCGGCAGGAGGGAGCUCGCUGGCUUCCAGGUUGGUGCAGCAGGGACUCCUCACUCCGGACAUGCUGAAGCAGCUGGAGAAAGAGUGGCUGACGCAGCAGACAGAGCAUGGCAAGGACAGGACAGAGUCCUGGAGUAAUGCAAAAGGGACAAGGCGAAAGAAGAAGGAGCCUGACUCGGACUAGUUUUUCUGAUUUUAUUGAUUUUUUUUUUUUUUUUGCAAAUAAAAACCUGCUUAGAA